AUGAAAUUUUAUUCAAGUCAAUCUCUUCUGCUGCUCGCCGCACCAUUGUUUGUAUCUGGAGCACUAUUUCAAAGAAAUUCCCUGUCGACUUCAUCUUUAAGUCAGCGCACUGAUCUCUUCGGUGUUUCAAAACUUUCCCACAUUGCCAGGGGGGGCUCCCAAGAAAACGAAGAGGCUGAAGUAGAGACACUGUACCUUCCAGGACUCUUGGAUGCUGAGCUAGCUUCGUCAUCGGAGCCAACUGUAUCGUCUGAUUCAACAGUAGUCAUUUCACCAUCCAAAGCGAAGGAACUUUCUUUAAAGAACGAAGAUGUCGUUGUAGUGAUUGGUCGUCGCCGGAAAGCAGCCUAUGGUCGUGUGAGUAUUUCCAAAGGGAGAAAGUCCGUCUGCACUAUUAGUGAGAACCUCGCAAAGAACUUGAGGCUGCGCAAGGGAGACAAAUUGAAGGUCGUUCCUUUGACAGGGGAUGUGGAAUCUAGAAGCGGUGACAUGAUUUUAUUUCAACAUUCUGCUGCGCCCAAGAUUACAUCUGCGACAUUCGCACCUGUCGAAGAUUCCCUGUCGACUCUUGAAGCAAUGGAAGGAGGUGACGAAAUCGCUGACGAAGAUAUUAAGUCUCGUUUCGUAGACCCAUACCUUCAAUCUUUUGAUGGGCUCCUGAAACGUGGCCACAUUCUUCUCCUCAAAGAUGAGAAUGGAAGAAAGCUUGAAUUCAUUGUUACCCACAUGGAAGUUGAAGGACAAGUACCUGCCGAAAGCGAAGAGAAAGACGAGGAAAUUGUCGUUGCCGGUGAAAUGAGUGCCUCGUCUGCAGUCGCCUUGGGUGGUGCCAUCGAGCGUCCAACUGUUGGAUUGGGAUACGACUCUGUUGGAGGAUCUGAAAAGGCUGUCCAGCUCAUGCGCGAGCUAGUUGAGCUCCCACUACGAUUCCCCGAACUCUGGACUACUGCAGGUGUACCUUCGCCAAAGGGUGUUUUGUUACACGGACCACCUGGAUGUGGUAAGACAUUGAUUGCCAAUGCUCUUGUCGAAGAAACUGGUGCACACAUUGUGAUCAUCAACGGACCCGAAAUCAUGGCAAGAAAGGGAGGAGAGAGUGAAGCCAACCUUCGUCAAGCAUUCCAAGAAGCCCAAGAAAAGGCUCCUUCAAUUAUCUUCAUGGACGAGCUUGAUUCAAUCGCUCCAAAGCGUGAUCAAGCGCAAGGUGAAACUGAAAAGCGUGUCGUCUCCCAACUUUUGACCCUCAUGGAUUCGCUCAAGGGAAACAGUAAUGUAAUGGUCAUCGGUGCCACAAACAGACCGAAUGUUAUUGAGUCAGCCCUUCGCCGACCUGGGCGUUUUGAUCGUGAGCUUGAAAUCGUCAUUCCUGAUGAAGAUGGACGACAUGAAAUUCUUAAAAUCAAAACCAAGGAUAUGCAACUUGAAACCGACGUUGAUCUGUUUCAAAUUGCGCGUGACACCCAUGGUUAUGUCGGUGCCGAUCUUCAGCAAUUGACUCUCGAGGCUGCUCUCCAAUGCAUUCGAUCAAACAUGGGAAGCUUUGAUGUCGACAGUGAAGAUCCCGUUCCAGAAGAUGUUCUUGACAACCUCCUAGUCACCAAUGAACACUUUACCCAUGCACUCAGUGAAUGUGACCCUAGUACCUUGCGAGAUAACAAGGUCGAGGUUCCAGACACCAAGUGGGCCGAUAUUGGUGGAUUAGAAGAGACCAAGCGUGAACUCCAAGAAAUGGUUAGAUAUCCAAUCGAGCACAGGCAUCUUUUUGAACGAUUUGGGAUGCAAGCAUCUCGUGGAGUUCUUUUCUACGGCCCACCUGGUUGCGGAAAAACGCUUAUGGCAAAGGCGAUUGCAAAUGAAUGUGGUGCCAACUUUAUCUCUGUCAAGGGUCCUGAGCUCUUGAACGCAUGGUUCGGUGGAUCUGAAGCAAAUGUUAGAAACUUGUUCGAUAAAGCUCGUGCUGCAAGUCCAUGUAUUCUUUUCUUUGAUGAAAUGGACUCUAUUGCACGUGCUCGUGGCUCUGGUGGUGGCAGCUCCGAAACCAGUGACCGUGUCAUUAACCAAAUUCUUUCAGAGAUUGAUGGUAUGGGAUCAGGAAAGACGCUAUUCAUUAUUGGAGCUACAAACCGUCCAGAUAUUUUGGACCCUGGUAUCAUGCGCCCUGGUCGUCUUGACCAGCUUAUCUAUAUCCCACUUCCCGAUAGGGAGUCAAGAAUUUCCAUCUUCAAGGCCAAUUUGCGCAAAAGUCCAAUAUCUAAUGAUCUUGAUAUUGAGCAACUUGCGGACGCGACUGACGGUUUCUCAGGAGCAGAUCUCACCGAGAUUUGCCAACGUGCAGCAAAGAAUGCUAUCCGUGAAAGCAUCACUGCCGAAAUUGAGCGAGAAGAGCGAGUCGAAGCCGGCGAAUUGAGCCAAGAGGAAGCAGAUGCUCUUCCUGAUCCAGUUCCAACGAUUACCCGAGCCCACUUUGAAGCUUCCAUGACCAAAGCCCGUCGUUCGGUUGGUCCCGAGAUUAUCAAACAAUACGACGAUUUCUCCGCAAAGAUCAAGCAACAAUGGAGUUCCAAUGGUGCAGAGGAUGCAAACGCUUACGAUAUUGAUUCUGCUGCUGCCGAGCAAGCUAGAGAAGAUGCAAUGCUUGACGGUGUUGACGAGGAGGAAGAAGCUGUUCCCGCUACUGGAGGAGAGGAUUAA
Molecule: messenger RNA, 2691 nt
Organism: Cylindrotheca closterium
Lineage: Eukaryota; Bacillariophyta; Bacillariophyceae; Bacillariales; Bacillariaceae
Source: the annotation of a GenBank genome assembly